Messenger RNA from Sinocyclocheilus rhinocerous, 3011 nucleotides. RefSeq names its product CTS telomere maintenance complex component 1 (gene ctc1). Gene Ontology annotation, biological process: telomere maintenance via telomere lengthening; positive regulation of DNA replication. The record is from RefSeq and is a predicted model, not a curated record. Bases 4 to 2874 code for a protein of 956 amino acids. Lineage: Eukaryota; Metazoa; Chordata; Actinopteri; Cypriniformes; Cyprinidae. The transcript is spliced from 17 exons. Gene Ontology annotation, cellular component: CST complex. Gene Ontology annotation, molecular function: telomeric repeat DNA binding; single-stranded DNA binding.
CAGAUGCUGAAGUCGUCUUGUCUCUGGCUGGGGAGGCUGAUGCUGUUUCCCUCAUGGAACUACAUCCCCCAUAAUGCACCUGGGGCGGGUUACCUGGAGCUGCUGGACCCUCCGGUGUGUGUGACCCUCGAGGCCAUGGCCUUUGACCCCGGAGGAGCCCUGAGCGAGGUCAUGAGCGUGAUGCGGGCGGCUGAGCUCCUCAGACAGAGAUCUGAUCUUUCUGUAAGUUUGAUCUGGUGUUUGUUGGUCUGUUCUGUGUGUCAGGAAGCCAAGCAUCAGUACUGGAGGCAGUGUGUGUGUGUCGGCCAGAGCGUGUGUGUCUCGUCUCUGCGUGUGUGUUCACUGCAGGGUCUGGAGGGCCGGCGCGUGCUGACGGACAGCUGUCAAUCACGCCUCCAUCCACAUCUGCAGAACCAGGAGAUCUCAGAGGAUCCAGACACACACACAGACUCCCUCACUGCAGACGCACACACAGCUGACACACACACCGCUGACACACACACAGACGCACACACCGCUGACACACACACAGACGCACACACCGCUGACACACACCUGCGCUCAGGUACAGCGUCCGGCUCCAAUGCAGUCAGAAUGAAACGCUCCACGCUCAUCAGCUUUAAGGGCACAGUCACAAAGAUUUUGAAUGCAGAGGCGGGGCUUUAUGAGAUUGACGGACAGGUGGGGCUUUGUCUGGCCUAUCAGCCGGCUCAGAAAUGGGGCGGCGGCUUGAGGCCAGGGGCGGAGAUUCAGCUUCACAAUGUUCACUUCAUGUACCGCGCUUCCCCGUUUGCACCGCGUGUGGUUCUGUGCGCGUGUCUGCGCUCCAGUCUGCAGAUCACCGCCUUCAGCCGCCUGAGUUCAAAGGUGGAGGUGUCGGGGACACACGGGCCGCUGCAGUGCCUCCUGCUGGAGAAGAAUCUGGGCGCGUCGCAGUAUCUCUGGCUCUGUUACUGUCAGAACGCCGUCGCUGAGAGGUUGUGUCCUCGCUGGGUGAGAGCGGAGAGAGUGUGUGUGGUCGCCGAGCGGCUGCUGGACUUUGUGUGUGAUGCUGAACAGAAGACAGAAAACAAGAGAAACAUUUACAGAGAGAUGAUACAGGAGCCACACCAGUGCCCUGUUACUAUGUUCUGUGUGUGGUGGCCGUCUGCGGCGCUGUGGUCGCUGAGGCAGCUGUCUGAUUGGAUGAGGUGUGAAGCGUGGGCAUCGCUCUCGCUGGCGUCUCUCCUGCCUGCGUCCGCGGCUCACAUGACGGCGCUGGAGCUGAACGCGGCACUGUCCUGGUCCGUUCACAAGGUCCCGCUGACGGAUGCGGCCCCGGAGCCGCUGCUGUUACUGGGGGUUCUGGAGCUGGACUCGACCCACGCCACGCUGCAGCUCAGAGACCAAACUCACGCGCUCGACUGCCUGUGUGUCUCAGCCCACCAAUCAGGAGACAGAACCGCACACAUCAACACCGCCUGGCAGGGUUGUCUAGUGUGUGUGCGGCGGUGUACAUUAGUCAUGGAGAGGUUUAUGAAGACACAUUUCCCUUCCUGGAAACACCUGGAUCAGCCGAGUUACAUCACACACAAACACUGCAGGGUUUAUCUUCAGCUGUGUGUGGAUGAUCUGACCAUCAUCAGUCCGUCUGCUGCCAUGAGCCGCUGUCUGAUGGAGGACAGACAGACAGACCGAGAGAGUGCUAAGAGACCCAGAGCGCCUGAGCGACCUCUGACCCCUGCGGCGUGCGUGAGUUUGCUGCUCAGACUGGAGUCCAAGCAGGGCGUGACGCUGCAGAACGGCUUCGUCUGCAGAGCCGUGUGUCUGGGAGAUGCUCAGCGCUGGAGCCACGACCCCAAAAACCACCGGACGCAGGAGCGCGAGCAACACCGAGACACUCAGAAGAUUGAGCUGCACUUCAUGGGUUUGUGUGUUCGCUGGUUCCCCGUCCUUCAUCCUGGAUGUGUGUACAGAUUAAUCGCACGCAACACUGAGGAUGUGAGUGUGUUAAAAGCCAAGGGGGUUUCAGCGAGGGGCGGAGUCACACAGCUCAGUAGCCCCGCCCUCCUGCUGCAACCGCAGUGGCGCAUUCACACGAUCACUGAAGAGCUGCCAGACACACAGUCAGGUGUUCCUGCGCUCAUGAGCGUGUCAGCAGUUCUUCACAGCAGCUCCGCCCCUGAGAUCGUCUCCUUCUGUGGAAUCAUUACUCAGCGAAUCACAUUACAGGAGGACAACGGAACCAAACCCAAGAUCCAAUCACCGACAGCAGCUGAAGAUGCAAGCAUUGAGCAGGAUCUGCGGGUGCGUUUGACCGUCCAGGACACUGAUUGUCCCGGUCAUGUGAUUGAUGUGUAUGUGGAUCUGUCGUGUGGUCCAUACACACUCGGUCUGAUCGCCGGAGCCGCUGUUUCUGUCCAUCACGUUCAGCGCAAAGUCUCCAAGGCGUGUAACGUAUACUGCCGCUCUCUGCCCAUCAGCUGUGUGAGCGUCACUGAUCUGACAUCAGUCUGUUUAAGGUUGGUGCUGGAGGACGGCUCUGCUGACGCUCACGUCUGGUUCUCGUCUGACACCGUCUGCGAUCUGCUGAAGUUGAAUGCGGGUCAGUGGGAUGGGCUUCAGAGGCACGUCAAGGUCAAAGGUCACGUGAAGGUGUACACACGCGGACACAACAUGACGUGCGACGAGGACCCUAACGACGCUUUAGUUCAGUAUCUGAGCUGUUUGUGCUCCAGCACCUCUGUGUGUCGACAGAUUCACCUCACCUGCCGACUGCGAGCUCAGAGAACAGGGAAAUCUCAGCUGAGGAAAGUUCAUCGAGGACAAACUGAAUUCAUCUGCAAAUUCACACCUGCACUGCAGUUACAAUGCCAACACAUACACACACGCUAAAAACACACACGCACACACACAAACACACACAUACACUCAAACACUAAACAGCAGACGUGUCGUAAUCAGAUGCUGCUCAGUGUUUCAUAUGUUUGAUGUUCUGCUGCUGUUCUUGAGCUUUUCACUCGUUCACUGAA